AUGAUUUUAAAGUCCAUAACAUUCUUGGCUUUUGUCACCCCAGUCGUUCUUGGGAUAUCAGGAUGCUCUCCUCCAUCGACUGAAAGUGGCCUUGCUGUUGAUUACUUUGACGACGUUGAGCAUUACAACUUUUCCUCUGAUUAUUUGAGCACAAUAGAUGCCAUGACUCCUGACUAUACAAAAUAUGGAGUCUCAAAUAUUGAUUUUGAUUUCACAGGAAUACUGGAAGGCGACUAUGGGGAUGUAUAUGGCCGCCAAACACCGGUCGAUUAUUUUGCUUUGAGGCUCUCUGGGUAUUUUCUUGCCCCUGAAACUGGCACUUACACUUUCCAAAUUACCCUUGCUGAUAAUCAAGCAUCCUUUGCCUUUGGUGGAGUUACAGAGACCCUUAAUUGUUGUUCAAGCCCCAGCAAUCUCCAGGUAAAUGGGUCCGUUUAUGCUCUGUUAAGUUCAACUACUGGUGAACUUGAAACUACCGCUACAACUGUUUAUCUAGUUGCUGGUGACUAUUACCCAGUGAAGCUUAUUUACUACCAAGCAGGACCUACUGCAGGUACUUUUGAACUAACCGCUACAUAUCCUGACGGUAACAGUCAUACAACCGACCUACCUUGGUAUUCCAUCAAUGACACGGAACUGGAAUUAUGUACAACCACCACCACCACUAAUAUUUGGACUGGAACAGAUACUGAGACAUUCACAGAAACUGCCUCUGAUGGUAAUGUAUUUGUUACUAUUGUAGUACCAGAAUCCACAACGACCAUUACUGAACCAUGGACAGGCACAGAUACUACCACUACUACCAUCUAUCCAUCCAACCUAAAUGAUACC
Molecule: messenger RNA, 831 nt
Organism: Yamadazyma tenuis ATCC 10573
Lineage: Eukaryota; Fungi; Ascomycota; Pichiomycetes; Serinales; Debaryomycetaceae
Source: RefSeq, a predicted model, not a curated record